AUGCGGAGUCAGGAUAAUGUAGGCCUCGUGCUCAGAGAACUGAUAAGGCUAACACUUGCUUAUCGCUUGUGUGACUCAGGGCCAUCAUGUCCAAUGUAUGACCUUUGCCCCAUUAUCUGCAAAAUGCAUAUUAAAGUUGCUAUAAACAAGAGACCCCCGUUGGCUGGACCAAUGCUUGAACCAGGACUGACACCACCAGGAGAAAGGACCACGACACCCGUGGGCUGCCCCGUACAGCAUGGGACAGGCCUCCAGAGGCCCUCAGGCCCCAAAGCAGUGGGUGUUUUCAUGGAACCUGGCACACACGUGGACGUUUACGUAGUGGAGAGCGGUUUGGUGACGUUAAGGACGCGGUUAGGUUUUGCACAGAUAGGUACUACUGUCGGUGAUACGGAUUCAGAUAGUUCAUCGACUACAUCUUCCUCUUCGUGUUCUCCUUCAACAGUAUCUGAUGAAGAUGAUCGUCCAACUGAGAAGGAUAACAGACCUUACUGCGUUAAAACAAAAGAUGAGCUGCCUAUUGAUGAACUGCCUCCUGUUGAAGACUUAUCAAUAAUUCUGCCUGAUGAUGUUGAACUGAAGCUCUUUGGGACAGUUUCCAGCAUCAUUGAGCAGUUAGUAAUAAUUGAAUCACUGAGAGGCCUACCUCCGGUAAAUGAGGAAAGUAUAAUUUUUAAAGAAGAUCGGCAAGCAGCAGGAAAGAUAUUUGAGAUAUUUGGUCCUGUUUUACAUCCCUUUUAUGUUUUAAGAUUUAACAGCUCUGAGCACAUCAAAGCAAAAGGUAUUAAUGUGCAAGAUAGCAUGUAUUUUGCUCCAUCAGUGGAAGACUUCACCCAGUAUAUAUUUGCAGAGAAACUAAAACAGGAAAAAGGUUCAGAUGCAUCUUGGAAGAAUGACCAAGAACCACCACCUGAAGCCUUGGAUUUCAGUGAUGAUGAAAAAGAAAGAGAGGCAAAACAGAAGAAAAAGAAGCCUCAAAGUCAAGGAAGGAAGAAACUCAAAUCAGAAACAAAUCCAUCAAGUGAGAAUAGAGGACUUCAUCAGUCAAUGCAACAGCCUGCUUCAAGUUACUCCAGAGGAUACCGUGGCAGAGGGUUCCCGAGGGAUCCAUUUCCUCCUCCGUCAGGCCCUCCGGGUUUUCUGAGACCACAAGUAAGACCACCACAGCUAUACUCUUCAGACAACAGAAUCCAUCAGGAAUCUCCAGUGUUUCCGCAACCUCAUAGAAAAGAAAAUCCAGUGAUGCAACAGUAUCCGUUUCCUCCUCCAGUUUUUGAUUCUGUUAAUGAGAUGCAUCAAUUCCACCUCCCACCUUCAAAUCUGAAUAUGAUUUGGACAGGCCCAAACACGUACAGCUCCUCAUACCCAUUUUUGCCACCGCCACCUCUGCCACCACCUCCUCCACCUCCUCCAGAUAGCCAUCCUUCUCAGUUCAGGCCUUACUAA
Molecule: messenger RNA, 1446 nt
Organism: Charadrius vociferus (killdeer)
Lineage: Eukaryota; Metazoa; Chordata; Aves; Charadriiformes; Charadriidae
Gene: NAF1
Product: nuclear assembly factor 1 ribonucleoprotein
Exons: 10
Coding region: 1-1446 (481 amino acids)
Biological process (GO): ribosome biogenesis; box H/ACA snoRNP assembly; pseudouridine synthesis
Cellular component (GO): sno(s)RNA-containing ribonucleoprotein complex
Molecular function (GO): RNA binding
Source: RefSeq, a predicted model, not a curated record